CUAUUUGACUUCGCUCCUGGGCACCACCCAGCCCACCACGACGGUGAUGUCGUCCUUCUUCCCACCCUUGUUCGACAUGCCCUCCAUCUCCUGCAGGCGCGCGUUCCACGGCGUGUCGGCCUUGCUGUCGUGGCUGCGGGCGUAAGCCGCCUGUGCCAAUGCCUCCGCUAUCUGACAGGGAGAGAGAAAGAUGCGCGCGCGUGUGUGUGUGUGUGUGGUGGGUGAGGGGGAGGGUUUGGGUGCCUUCUUUGGGUCGGAUGGUCUUGCGAGGUUGCCGAGGUCGGCUUGCUGUGUGGGGUCGGAUUGGAUGGCCUCUGCCUCGAGCGGCGACACGAAGCGGGCCGCUAUGGCGGCGAUCUCGUGGUCGAAAAGGUUAUCGAAAAACCCUGUUGAUCAAACACACGCACACGCAUCAAACGGUGUACAUCCCAUGGAUGUCGUGUACCAUCCGAGCCGACUAUGAUGAGGUCCCCCUCCUGCACAGGAAGGGAAUAGAGGUCGGCAUCCUGCACACACACACAUCACACGCAAUGGUCCAUCCACCCAUCCAUCGUCUUGAGGGGCUUGUUGCCCCACCCACCUUUGGUGUGUCUCCCUCUCCGUCGUUGGGCUCGUUUGGCAUCUUGGUGAGCUGGAAGGGGCAGUUGAAGUAAUGCUGCUGCUCCUCAGUCCGCAGCACAAACGACAACAGCCCGUCCGGACCGCGCCUAUCAAUCAAAUCAUCCACACCAUUCCCACACACACACACAGGAAUGCUCCCCAUCCCACACACACAGCCAACGUACCUGAACACGAUGAUGCCCGAGUCUCCGACAUUGGCCACGCCCAACCGGUGGCCCACAUCAUCCAACGCCGCCACCUAAACACACAUGUGAGCUCACAUGUGUGUGAUGCUUCCGGCUGUCUGGCCGUGUGCCUGUCGCACUCACCACAGCAGUGGUCGACCCAGGCGGCCCUUCGGAGCGCGCAGCACGGUACCCCUCCCACAAAAUGCCCAACGCACUGUUUGCGGCCGACGCAUACACACCAACACGCAGAGACAAGGUCAUGGUGUCCAUCCAUCCAUCCAUCGAUCCAUUUCUGUGUGUCGCUGACCGUUUGGUGUCGGGCAGUUUGUCGGCCUCCGGCGACCCGGUGCUCUCGAGUGAGAAGUUGCCCACAUCGGCGCUGUGGCAGCACUUGUCCAUCAUGUACGCCGGGAAAUCCCUGUGCGUGCGUUCGGAUCCAGGCACAACACACACACAUAGUCAGCACAUAUUCUGUCUCCACUUCUGUGCGAAUCUGUGUCUCUGUGGUGUGGGUGUGUUUUACCUGGGAUCGAUGCCAUAUUUCCACAUGCCGCCCACGCCGUCGGCCACGCCCACCGCCGACCCGUCACUGCACACAAAGUGGGCGUCCUCGCCUCCCGUCGCCUUCUUGGAGUCCUCAGGGAUGGCGCUCGACCCGGCCCUGUCCGUAUGCGGCACACACAGACACAUGAAGGGAUUGUCAAGGGAGUAGUGUCUCUCUGGCUGACCACAGCUGUAGGUUUGUCUUUGCGGGAGGAUGGGGCAUGGUGGGUCGCCUCUUGGGGUCGCUGAGGACGCUGAAGACCUCCAUUGGCGGCAGCAGCCGCUCGACAGACACCGGCGGCCACUUGGCCGGACCUGCCGCACGGAAAAUCCCAUGGCCAGACCUAAACCACACACACCACACACAGAGACACAGAUGGAUACCUCAACCUCACCUCCCCUCUGUGUCUCACCGCGCGAGUGCUGUGAUUUUGGUGAGUGGCUUCCAAAUGUCGGCUGCAGCGGCGCCCCAGUUGGCCCCGCUGGCGACGACGAACGACGGGUGGACGAACUCGUCCCCCCAGAAGGCCUCGACCGCCGUCCCGCCGAUCUGCGGCCCGAACCGCUGCGCCAACCCCUUCGGGAACAGACGCACCGACACGCGAUAGUGGCUGAAGGCCAGGUGGAACUCGCCGCUCUGCCAUCCCCCUCUGCUCCCCUGUUGCUGGAAGUGUUGUCGAGCCUGUGCAGAAGAUGCAGCAGCAAAGCGGGUGGUGGUGAAGUGGUAGGUGGCGUGGGGCAGUGGGGUGAUGCUGCUGGCUGACGGGCGGGCGGGGGCGGGCGGGCAGCCUGCCAGUGAGUGGGGGUGGACUCCACCCUCAGCCCCAACACACACACCCUCCCAAAAGCCAACCCUCUCGUCAGUGUCGUCACACACGUCACUGUCGGCAUCGGCAUCACCGUGAUCGCCAUCACCGUCACUGACGACCGAUGACGCGUCAGCCGCAGUGGACACAUCAGAGAGGGAGGGGGAGUGGGGCACACUACAGGGGGGCGACAGAAGGAGAGAGGGUGCCACGAGGGAGGGGCACUCCUCACGGUGAAAAAGGGGCAGAGGCCACAAAUCGACUAUGCAGUCUACCUCCAUAUCACAAUCACUCACACACACACAGUCGGUCACUCAGUAAGUCAGACACCCCCGACAGACAGAUACAGAGAGACAGAAGAGACAGAGAAGCGACAAAAAAGGCUGCUUGCUGCGCGACGAACGUACGCCCUUAAUGCAAUCAAGCAACCCAGCCAGCCAGUAAGCCACUGAGGAGGUGAGUGAGUCAGUCGGCGGUCUAGGUAGAUAAACAGAAACGGCCGAUACAAACAACCGAGUGUCUGAGUGACCAGCGGGCGGGACAAAAAAAGCCCCUGAUCAAAACCCCCUGUCUGUCUUUCUCUCAGUCUGUAGACUGACAGAGAGAGGGAGGCAGGACGGACACCACCCUUACACACCGCCAAUGGACGACGAACCACCGAACGAACGAUACACAAGGACGGAUUGGCGGAAGGAAUGGCGAGAGAAGGACCUCAGUCAGUCACUCACUCAGCCACGUAAACACACCGAUGUUGGUCGGACGAUGAACAAACCGGACAAUCCCACAGACAGACAGACAGACGAACUGACACAGCUCCUUUCUCUCAAGCACUCACUCACACACUCACUCACUCACUCACACACACCACACCUCACGAUGACAAAUGUAGAUAACAGCACGAUGGAUGGAUGGAUGGAUGGAUGCUACACAACACUUGAGUGAGAAGUGCAUCAAAACUUGUCUUCCUGAUUGCAAUGUGCCGGAAGGCACCGCAUCCCACAGACCCACAGACAGACACACACCUGUUUGGUCACCGCCUAUGCGACUGUACUAGCAUCCCACACACCACUCCCGCAACACCAUGCCCUUCAGCUAAGAUAAGACUGUUCCCACACGCACCGCAACACACAGCACCACAACACACAGCAACAAGGCGACACAGCACAAGACCGACGAGCUGUCUUUGCAGGCUGACAAAACCGUCAGUGAGUCAGCAGUGAGUCAGAGUCACUCAGCCGCAGCAGACGCCGGCGGCCGCCCCUCCUUGUCGCUCUCUUCGUCCCUCUUUCUCACGCCACAGCCGAUUGAAUCAGUCAGCCACUCAGCAAGUCAGUCAGUCAGCCCCCCUGCUCUCGCCUGCCAACCCGCCCGCCCGCCUCUCUCUCAGUGUGUGGCGUGCUUGUGCGCAGAUCUGCCUGCCUGCCUGCCUGUCUGCCUGUCUGCCUGUCUGCCUGGCUCAUUCGCACACCUGUGUGCUGGAGAGCUGCAAGCCGGCCGUUACGCACGGAAUGGAUACCCACAGCAGACUCGACAUCAUCACGCAGAUCUCU
Vitrella brassicaformis is the source of this 3687-nucleotide messenger RNA. The record is from the annotation of a GenBank genome assembly. NCBI's taxonomy places the organism in Eukaryota, Vitrellaceae.